GAGGAAGCCCGGCAGGAUGGAGGGCGAGGCCUGGCAGCUGUAGUGCGUCUGAGCUGUAGAGGAGCGGGUUGCGGAGCUAGGGCGGCCGAGAGCCAUGGCGGCGGUAGUGGCGGCGGCGGCGGCGGCAGUGCGAGCCAGGAUCCUGCAGGUUUCUUCCAAGGUGAAAUCCAAUUCCGCCUGGUAUUCAGCAUCUUCAUUCUCUUCUUCAGUGCCAGCUGUAAAGCUCUUCAUUGAUGGGAAAUUUGUUGAAUCCAAAAGUGACAAAUGGAUCGAGAUCCACAACCCAGCCACCAAUGAGGUCAUUGGUCGGGUCCCUCAGGCCACCAAGGCAGAAAUGGAUGCAGCCAUUGCUUCCUGCAAACGUGCUUUUCCUGCAUGGGCAGACACUUCAGUAUUAAGCCGCCAGCAGGUCUUGCUCCGCUAUCAACAACUUAUUAAAGAAAACUUGAAAGAAAUUGCCAAGUUAAUCACAUUGGAACAAGGGAAGACCCUAGCUGAUGCUGAAGGAGAUGUAUUUCGAGGCCUUCAGGUGGUUGAGCAUGCCUGUAGUGUGACAUCCCUCAUGAUGGGAGAGACCAUGCCAUCCAUCACCAAAGACAUGGACCUUUAUUCCUACCGUCUGCCUCUGGGAGUGUGUGCAGGCAUUGCUCCAUUCAAUUUUCCCGCCAUGAUCCCCCUUUGGAUGUUUCCCAUGGCCAUGGUGUGUGGAAAUACCUUCCUAAUGAAACCAUCCGAGCGAGUCCCUGGAGCAACUAUGCUUCUUGCUAAGUUGCUCCAGGAUUCUGGUGCCCCUGAUGGAACAUUAAACAUCAUCCAUGGACAACAUGAAGCUGUAAAUUUUAUUUGCGAUCAUCCGGACAUCAAAGCAAUCAGCUUUGUGGGAUCCAACCAGGCAGGAGAGUAUAUCUUCGAGAGAGGAUCAAGACAUGGCAAGAGGGUUCAAGCCAAUAUGGGAGCCAAGAACCAUGGGGUAGUCAUGCCAGAUGCCAAUAAGGAAAAUACCCUGAACCAGCUGGUUGGGGCAGCAUUUGGAGCUGCUGGUCAGCGCUGCAUGGCUCUUUCAACAGCAGUCCUUGUGGGAGAAGCCAAGAAGUGGCUGCCAGAGCUGGUGGAGCGUGCCAAAAACCUGAGAGUCAAUGCAGGAGAUCAGCCUGGAGCUGAUCUUGGCCCUCUGAUCACUCCCCAGGCCAAAGAGCGAGUCUGUAAUCUGAUUGAUAGUGGAACAAAGGAGGGAGCUUCCAUCCUUCUUGAUGGACGAAAAAUUAAAGUGAAAGGCUAUGAAAAUGGUAACUUUGUUGGACCAACCAUCAUCUCGAAUGUCAAGCCAAAUAUGACCUGUUACAAAGAGGAGAUUUUUGGUCCAGUUCUUGUGGUUCUGGAGACAGAAACAUUGGAUGAAGCCAUCCAGAUUGUAAAUAACAACCCAUAUGGAAAUGGAACUGCCAUCUUCACCACCAAUGGAGCUACUGCUCGGAAAUAUGCCCACUUGGUGGAUGUCGGACAGGUGGGAGUGAAUGUCCCCAUUCCAGUGCCUUUGCCAAUGUUCUCAUUCACCGGCUCUCGAUCCUCCUUCAGGGGAGACACCAAUUUCUAUGGCAAACAGGGCAUCCAAUUCUACACUCAGUUAAAGACCAUUACUUCUCAGUGGAAAGAAGAGGAUGCUACUCUUUCCUCACCUGCUGUUGCCAUGCCUACCAUGGGCCGUUAGACACAAGUUUGUUUAAGACUCAGUCCAUCCUGAGUAAUUUCCCUUUAUUUUUGAGCAGCUUCAUUUGUCAGCUUUGCUCAGAUCAGAUCUAUGGGACUGGACUACACUGUAACUGAAAUCUUCCUCAGGACUAUUAACCCCAGCAAAGUUUCUAUAGGGAGCUGCCUAGUGUAACAAUGAAACCAGAUUUUUCACUUGCUCUUCGUACAUUUUUGAGGUAACUGUUGUAACUAUGAAAUGCUUAUCUGAAAUUAGUGCUUAAACCUGAUUUCUAAAAAUUAUCCCCUUUUCUGAUGAUUUGAAGGGGAGAAACGCCAGUGUACGUAAAGAAAAUGUUCCGGCCAGGCGCAGUGGCUCAUGCCUGUAAUUCCAUCAUUUUGGGAGGCCAUGGUGGGCAGACUGCUUGAGCCCAGGAGUUGAAGACCAGCCUGGGCAACAUGGCGAAACCCUGUCUCUAUUUUAAAAAAUUGAAAAAGUAAAAAAAGAAAAGGGAAAAGUAUUUUUUUUAAAGAAAAUGUUCCAAUAAUUGCAAGAACUCUUAGAUGGGGAAACAGGACAGAAAUAACUCACUGUUUUUGGUUGAUCCUCAAACAUAGCACUACCUAAAUGCCACUGGGAGAGACCUCCUGCAAAGCUUUCUUUAGCCCCUCUUUUAUCCCACAAUACACAAGAUAUAAUCCAUUUUUAUAUAUCCCAAAGUUGUGGCAACAGCUUCUUUCUUUUCUGCUCAAUGCCACUUUGUUUCCUAGUAUUUCAUGACCACUAUUAGUUCUUUCAUUGUCACUGUUCCUGCUUCUUAAGAUCACUUCUCAAGGAUACCUCAGUAAGCAAUGGAUAAAUCAAAUCAACUUUUUGUUAUAUGUGCCAAGUACUAACUUUCAGGGUUCUCUUCAGCAAUCAUUAAUUAAUGAUUCAGCCAUUAAUUCAGAUGCAAAUAAUUUUCUUUUUUCUUUUUUUUGAGAUGGAGUUUCACUCUUGUUGCCCAGGCUGGAGUGCAAUGGUGCAAUCUCGGGUCACCGCAACCUCCGCCUCCCAGGAUCAAGCGAUUCUCCUGCCUCAGCCCCGCUAGUAGCUGGGAUUACAGGCAUGUGCCACCACGCCCAGCUAAUUUUGUAUUUUUAGUAGAGACGAAGUUUCUCCAUGUUGGUCAGGCUGGUCUCGAACUCCUGACCUCAGAUGAUCCACCUGCCUCGGCUUCCCAAAGUGCUGGGAUUACAGGCAUGAGCCACCGUGCCUGGCCAGAUGCAAAUAAUUUUCUUUAGAAAAUUAUUUCAAAAGUUAUUUUAGGUCCAGAAAUCAAGGAGUGUUCCAACCAUGAAAAUGGGUAAGACACCUGCCUUAAGCAAAUCUAACCUGCUAUUACUUGCCAAAUUUUAUAUAUUCUUUUCUCUUGCCUGUAUUUCUAAUUAGUGAUUUUUUUAAUAAAGAAUUCUUCAU
Messenger RNA from Macaca mulatta (Rhesus monkey), 3145 nucleotides. It is a transcript of the gene ALDH6A1, whose product is annotated as aldehyde dehydrogenase 6 family member A1. Gene Ontology annotation, cellular component: mitochondrion. Lineage: Eukaryota; Metazoa; Chordata; Mammalia; Primates; Cercopithecidae. The record is from RefSeq and is a predicted model, not a curated record. Gene Ontology annotation, molecular function: methylmalonate-semialdehyde dehydrogenase (acylating, NAD+) activity. Gene Ontology annotation, biological process: thymine catabolic process; L-valine catabolic process.